CCACAAACCAGUGCCAACAACUGCCAUCGCACGUACACAAUCAGUCGAUGAGGAUACCUUGAUGAUGGCCCCUCGGCGGGAAAUACUGGACUCAGAGGACGAUGGCAGCGACUUUGGUGAUAACCCUAUUGAAGAACCUGCAGAGGCAGGUGCAAACCACGAAAUACCCCGCGAUGAAGCCCAAAACACGCUCAACGCGUCGCACAAUGUCAGUGGCGACUCAACGGAUCUGUCCUUUUUUCAGCAAAUUUACGACCAGCAGCAAGCCGCUGCCGAUGGACAGGAUCUAGUUCACGACACAACUCGCCUCGGAGCCUCUGGCUCUGCAUGGACUGACGUGUCCUCAGCUCCACCACCUGGACAGAAGCCACGGCCGAGUGACAUUUCGUCGCUCACCCCUGUCACGGAUCCGGUGCCGCCAACUCGGAGGUCGAAGAGGUCCAGAGAAGUCCAACAGCCGGAGCUGAUCGAUCUGACGGACAUGGUGACGCCACGAAAAGAAGCUGCCAGCGGGGCCAGCGAUGUGUGGAACUUGCCAAGCUCAGCCGCGUCGCAAAGAAAUACGAGGACAUACGGGAAGCGGAAGAGCGGGGGGCAGCAGUCCAGUCCCCAACCGGUAGCAACAUCUGACAUGCCGUCUACCGAGGAUCCAUAUUCCUUCCCAGAUGCGACGCCGCGAGCCAGAAAAAAGGCAAAACGUGGCACACCCCCCAGCUCCGCUAGUCCCGUGUUGCUGGUGCCCACGGGCGAGGCCGAAGGCUCCAGCAGACGGACACUGAGAAGACGAGGAAGGGAUGAUGACGCUAGUCUUGACUCAAACAUGCUCGGUGCCAACACAUCGCUAUAUAUCGCUCAAAGUGCCCUCACGGCGAGCCAGAAGCAGGAGUAUCGGAUGGUCAGUCAGUCAUCUGACGCUCAGCCAGAUACUGUUGAGCAGUCAUUGCCCACCCAGCAGUUCGUGGUGGGAGAGAUACACAAAUCCAGCGGCGCUACGACAAUUGCUUAUCCGACUCCUAGCCGUGUCGUUUCGUCUAGGCUGGCUUCGACAGAUAUGUUUGGUGAUGAUGUUGCCGCCACGGCACUCUCGGUUCAAGAGGCUAACAUUCAGCAAUCUUCGCCAGAUGUGUUGACAGAUAUGUCCGCCCUCAAGGCCACCAGGACCAAGAGGAGUCGGGCGAAGGUUGCGUCUUCGGCAGGCUUCUCCGAAUGUGACCCGCCCGUCUCUGCACGCAAGUCCAAGAAAAGGAAGAUUACCCAAUCAGCAGAUGACUUGCAGGAAAAGGAUCCGUUGGAGGGCAUCGGGGGGACUGAUGACUCGCUACUCCAUGGAAAAGAGGCCGGGCAUGCUACUGUUGAGAAGCAAGACAUUGAGUCAAACGAUCAGGCAUAUACACCGGUGGUUGAGCCGCCCAAUCUUGACUCAGCACCUCCACCUCCCCCGACGCAAAAGAAAAGGGGCCGCAAAAAGAAGGAUAUCAAACCCAGGGAUUCUACCCCUGAGAUUGGCGAUCCGAGUUCGCUGGGGGGAAACAUCCCCGAACCUGCUAUUGAGCAACCAGAGCCAUCAGAGAAGCGAAGGCGCGGUCGCCCGCGCAAGGCCGAGACAUCUAAUCAAGCGCCAUCGGUACCUACUCAGCCAGAACCAGAGCCUUUAGCAGAGGCACGGGCAUUAUCCGAACUACCCCACAACUCGCAGUCAGGUUCACAACCCCAUAAUGUCAAGAGCGAGGGUGGCGACGGCGACGGUAAGGAGAACGGGCCAGCAGCGGCUACUCCCGACGUCGAGACAGUCAAGAUGGCCAAGAUGGCUUCAGACACUAAAGACAAGGGCAAAGAGAAGGCGCCGAAACAGGAUCCCAACCAGAAGCUACAACUUAAAGUGCAAUAUCGCGUAGGGCUUAGCAAAAGGUCACGGAUCGCGCCGCUGCUGAAGUCGUUAAAGAAGCCAUCUUGAUAGAAAUAAGGGUUGAUUUGGGAUGGGAUCGAACGGAAUAGAGGGCAUUUCUUGGGGAUUUCUGGUCUUGAGAGAUGGGAUGGCGAUCGAAUUGCAUUAUGGCGGGUGACAUGAAGGUCAGGUUGCCAAGGCAGGCGUUCAUCCUUUGCACCGUUGCAGAUACCCGUUCGGUUUGCUUCAUUGUCUAUUCCUGGACUGGCUCGCUAUAGUUUUGUUUGCGCAGGAGCCCUUUCCUAAGGUGCAAAAGUCUGGAACUGGCAUGUUCGUCGAUGCCAGUCACAAUUUUGAGGGAGGUGGUCGGAUACUCCGGUGAGACACAAUAAAAAUGCAGCAUUACUAUCAUGAC
This is a messenger RNA of Canariomyces notabilis, 2300 nucleotides long. RefSeq lists its product as uncharacterized. Lineage: Eukaryota; Fungi; Ascomycota; Sordariomycetes; Sordariales; Chaetomiaceae. Bases 62 to 1954 code for a protein of 630 amino acids. The transcript has 2 exons. The record is from RefSeq and is a predicted model, not a curated record.